This is a messenger RNA of Aspergillus mulundensis, 789 nucleotides long. RefSeq lists its product as uncharacterized. Lineage: Eukaryota; Fungi; Ascomycota; Eurotiomycetes; Eurotiales; Aspergillaceae. The transcript is spliced from 3 exons. The record is from RefSeq and is a predicted model, not a curated record. Bases 1 to 789 code for a protein of 262 amino acids.
AUGGCUUCGCUGAAAGAGUCCCUGGCUGGUCCGGGAUAUGUGAUCCUUAACGCCGUGCGGGCCAUGAACAUCAUCGUCUUCCUCGACAUCAUCGCUGCCCAUGUGGUCAUGUUGAUCAAGAUCGACCUUCUGACCAGCUUCUUCUUCUUCGAAGCUGUUGUGCAUGCUAUAGCUAUUGGCAUCUCCAUUUUCCUUCUAGUCUCUGAACUUCCUUUCUUCCGCGCCUACUUCGACCGGCACUGGCCAUCCCUUGGCGAGAACUCCGGAUUCCUCUCGCUAGCAGGUGCAAUGCUGAUACUCGGAAUUGGAGCAUUGGGGGACCUCAACAAACCGGCUACAAGCCAAGAAAAGCUGGGUCUUACAUUCUGGCGAAUUAUCAUUUCGGCGGGAAUUUUAGCCAUUGUCGUCAGCGUCCUCAAUGUCGCGGCAAACUUCGCCUUCGCAGACCGCGAUGUGGGUAUCAGCGCACGUCAUGUCCGCGUAUACGGAGCCGUCGCGCCGCAAAAGGUCGCCUCGCGAACAGGCAGCCAGCGCUCAUUUCAGCUGAGCUACAAGCGAGAAGAGACUCUGCCCUCAUACAACUCGCCGAGCCCUGUUCGACGCAUAUCGACAGCCAGCUUAUCUCGAUUCCCUGUCAAGUUUUCUCCGCCAAGGAAUGCAGCAUCCACAAUGCCCAUGCCUAGCCAUGUGGAUUAUGCGCCUUCUUCGAAGUAUUCGCGGGAUUCGUCGGGGGUCACUAUCCCAGAUCUCGCUCAUCAUCCGGCUUUGCAAGAAUCCUCUCGUAUUUAA